GUGGAGGCCGCAGUCUGUUCUUGGCCGUGCGAGGCGUUGCUUCUUCUCGCCCCCCUUCUUUACCUCCCUCCCUCAUCUCCGACUCGUCCCUUGUUUGGGUUCGGGUCUCCCUGUUGCCCCCUUAAUGUUCUUCGUCUUCUUCUCCUUCGAUCGGUCGCCGCCGCCUGAAACAAGUUACGAACCUUCCGGUCGUAGGCGGAGGUCCGCGUGAAGACCGCGUUGCCUAACAAAAGAAGGGGAGGAGGAGAAGAAGGCCCACGAAACCCGACUGUCUCACUCGCUGACGUCCGCAAUCUCAUCCCUAUUCUGCUUUUUGUUCCCAACAACAAAGUCGUAUGUCUCUCUAAUUCUGCAUGCGUGCGUAACCAGAUCGAAUUCACGAUCGGAGUUUUGGGCAAUCGCCAGCCAGGCUUUGGUCCCUGAUCGGUGAAAGAAGGCCGACGCACGGUGGGGUUUCGAUUUCUGGAAGAAGAAGAAGGGUCAUGCGGAGAACGAAGCAGGUCGGUUGCUGAGAGAGUAUGGGAGUGGUUGGACCUCCGGUUUCCAGUCAUGAAGGUCUACAUUGCUCGCGAGGCUUCCAAGCUAUGGAGGAAGGUUUGCGUGGAGACAUCUGUGGAGCUUCAACUUCUUGCGGAGAAAUGGAAGCUUCUGCUCACGGGACUCCUGUUCCAGUAUAUACAUGGGUUGGCUGCACGAGGGGUUCAUUAUCUACAUCGACCUGGACCAACUCUUCAAGAUCUUGGGUAUAUGAUUCUUCCGGAACUUGGAAGAGAAAGAGGCUACAUCAGUGAGAGUCUAUUCACCAUUGUGUUUUUGUCCUUUGUACUGUGGACAUUUCAUCCCUUUGUUUAUCAUAGCAAGCGCUUCUACACUGUUCUGCUCUGGUGGAGAAUUUUGGCAUUUCUAGUUGCUUCUCAAUUGUUGCGGAUCAUUACAUUCUAUUCUACUCAACUUCCGGGUCCUAACUAUCACUGCCGUGAGGGCUCGAAGCUUGCCAGACUGCCCCCACCAGAGAGUAUAGCUGAAGUGCUUCUAAUUAACUUUCCUCAUGGAGUCAUAUAUGGUUGUGGUGAUCUGAUAUUUUCAUCCCAUAUGAUAUUCACACUGGUUUUUGUGCGUACGUACCAUAAAUAUGGCUCUAAAAGGUUCGUUAAGCUUCUUGCUUGGGUUAUUGCUAUUAUUCAGAGUCUUCUUAUAGUAGCUUCCCGCAAGCAUUACACAGUAGAUGUCGUAGUUGCAUGGUAUACUGUAAAUUUGGUGGUAUUCUUCAUUGACAAGAAACUACCAGAAAUGCCCGAUCGUUCUACUGGAUCUCAACCAAUGCUACCAUUAAACAUUAAGGAGAAAGAUGGAAAACCCAGAGAAGAGAAUCUCAAGUUAUUGAAUGGAAAUUCAGUGGAUACUGCUGAUUGGAGACAGAGGAUGCAAGUGAAUGGCACACAUGGAGAUGAUGGGAACCAUGUCCAUUCUGAAUCUGCAGUGAAUGGGGUAAAUAGAUGAUCUUGGACAACAUUGUUUUCCUCGGAUGUUCUGCAGAAGGGAUACCAAAAUGGAUGGUGCCUCGACUCUCUUUGAAUUAAAGGCUCUACCGGGAAGUGCUUCGUCAUGGUCUCGUUGUCGUAUGUGUUGACUGAAUGUGGGCGUGGAUGGUUGGUUUUAUUUGUGCAAGAAACUGAAAUUUGUCUUGGGGGGUCAACAACCAUUUUGCUCCUUGAAUCAUCACAUGUCCAUAUGUAUCAUUUUCUUCAAUGAUUCUUUACCAUGCAGCAAAAAGGAAUCUUUAUCUCUGCUGAUUGAAUUUUUUUA
This is a messenger RNA of Musa acuminata subsp. malaccensis (wild Malaysian banana), 1806 nucleotides long. Its product is annotated as phosphatidylinositol:ceramide inositolphosphotransferase. Gene Ontology annotation, cellular component: trans-Golgi network; endoplasmic reticulum membrane; plasma membrane. Gene Ontology annotation, molecular function: ceramide cholinephosphotransferase activity; sphingomyelin synthase activity; inositol phosphoceramide synthase activity. NCBI's taxonomy places the organism in Eukaryota, Viridiplantae, Streptophyta, Magnoliopsida, Zingiberales, Musaceae. Gene Ontology annotation, biological process: ceramide biosynthetic process. The record is from RefSeq and is a predicted model, not a curated record.